UACACCAACAUAUAUAUAUUUCUAACAAUACAAUAAAAUCUAUACAUACAAGGUAAUUAGUGUUGAUAUACUAGAAAAAAUGGGGAGCACCGGAAGGAUGGUCUUAUUUGUAAUGUUAACUUGCAUGGUUGUGGCAGCACCCUACGCCGAGGCUCUUACUUGUGGUCAAGUUGCAAGCGGCGCGUUACCAUGCCUAGGCUACCUACUUAAAGGUAGUCCUCUGCCACCCGCUUGUUGCACUAGUGUUAAGAGACUCCUUGGUGCGGCAAACUCAACCCCAACCCGUCAGACUCUCUGUAAUUGCUUACAAAAUAUUUACAAAUCCAACCCAGGCAUUGAUUUGGGUAAAGCGGCCGGUCUACCUGGAAAGUGUGGUGUCAACGCCCCUUUCAAGAUCAGCCCUAGCACCGAUUGCUCCAAGGUACACUAAUUAAGGAUGAAUCAUAUCUAAUACAUGGAAGAAUCGAUGUAAUGUUGAUUCCACGGAAGCAUAUAUUAAUUCCGUAUAUAUAAUUUCAUGUAUAAUAUAUAUCGAAGGCAGUCAGGGCAUCCUCGGUCUUCUUCAUUAAAGACGUGUAUGACUUAAUAUG
This is a messenger RNA of Erigeron canadensis, 590 nucleotides long. RefSeq names its product non-specific lipid-transfer protein-like. The record is from RefSeq and is a predicted model, not a curated record. Gene Ontology annotation, cellular component: membrane. Gene Ontology annotation, molecular function: lipid binding. Bases 80 to 430 code for a protein of 116 amino acids. The transcript is spliced from 2 exons. NCBI's taxonomy places the organism in Eukaryota, Viridiplantae, Streptophyta, Magnoliopsida, Asterales, Asteraceae. Gene Ontology annotation, biological process: lipid transport.